Messenger RNA from Girardinichthys multiradiatus, 2207 nucleotides. Its product is annotated as protein FAM102A-like. The coding region runs from base 1 to 1167 and encodes 388 amino acids. The transcript has 11 exons. The record is from RefSeq and is a predicted model, not a curated record. Lineage: Eukaryota; Metazoa; Chordata; Actinopteri; Cyprinodontiformes; Goodeidae.
AUGGCUUUUUUAAUCAAAAAGAAAAAGUUCAAGUUUCAGGUGCAUUUCACUCUGGAGGAGCUGACAGCAGUGCCUUUUGUCAACGGAGUUCUGUUCUGUAAGAUCCGGCUGGUGGACGGUGGAGACUUUGUCAACUUAUCAUCCAGGGAGGAGGUACAGCAGAACUGUGUUCGAUGGGCGAAGAAGUUCUCAUUUGUGUGUAAAAUGAGGGCUAAUCCUAUUACAGGAGUGUUGGACCCAUGCAUCUGCAGAGUCUCUGUACGCAAGGAACUGAAGGGAGGAAAGACCUACUCUAAGCUGGGUUUUGCUGAUCUCAACAUUUCUGAGUUUGCUGGUUCAGGCUCAACGGUCCGCUGCUGCAUCCUGGAGGGUUAUGACACCAAAAACACCCGGCAGGACAACUCUAUCCUCAAGGUAACCAUUGGGAUGACUCUUCUGUCUGGAGACCCCUGCUUUAAAACGCCUCCCAGUACAGCUAAAUCUGUGCUGAUUGGUGAUGAGGAUCCCAACCUGCAGCUGGACUGUAAGGGGGAGACCACCAACGCCACAAUGCAGCCACUAGGAGGCAUCGGAGAGGGACCUUGUGCCGUUAAACCCAGACAGUCGUCUGUACGUAGUUUAGGGCUGCCUGAGCAUGGAGACAGCAUUCCCAAUCCAGAUGAAGUCUUCCCAACUCGGCAUGUCCGGAGCGCCAGUCAGCACAGUAAAAUAUCAGGCUACAGCACAGGUCACUCUCACUGCUCCAGCCUGACCAACCUCAGUCACCACAGAAAUGCCUCCUCUAGCAGCAGCGCCUCCUGCGGGGUUGCUCACUCCUGUCAGCCACCUCCCUCCACUCCCACCAAUCCACUCCGACAAGCAACUCCUACCAAGCCAGAGAGACCUCCUCCCCCCUCUGCAGCAGCUCUGCUGUCCCACAGGUCCUCCAGGAGGAAGAAGGAUGCUGUGGAGAGUCAGCCCAGCUGUGUGGACGACACUCGCAUUGAUGCCGAUGACAUUGUGGAGAAGAUUGUUCAGAGUCAGAACUUCUCUGACAGCAGCAGAGACGAAGACAGCCAGUUGAGACUGUUUGUCAACAAAGACGGGACCACCGCCCUCAGUGGGACGCAGCUCACCACCAGAGGAACGCCAGGGAUCUUUGAGCCGGUGGUGAUAGAGACUCGCUGAGACGUGGAUCAGCUUUUCUCCAGCUUCAUCAGCGGAUGUUUCUGUAGGACCAAGUUAUAUAUGAUGGAAAUUCUUCUCAUGUGCUAAACCAGGUGGUGGGAACUAGUAGAGUAAUGCCUCAAACAAAGUGAGAGCAGGAAUAUAAUUUGAGUGAGUCACAGUCCCAGUAUCCCCGUCCACUCCAGAUGUUUGCAUGAACGUCCUGCUGCAGCUGUCUUCCCUUUAAAUGCAGGUACAGAAACUGAAUCAGUACCACAGAACCUGGCAGGAUCCAGUCCUAUGUCAGAUCUCCUGUUAUCUGUUCAUUGAGGAACUUUAUCACAAAUGUUUGUAGUUUCAGGCCUUUAAAGUGGUGAGAUGUUCUGCUCAUCCAGGUUAGACCUGCAGGGAGUGUCGCUGAUUCAUUCCUGGGAGAUUUGAAUUGUUCCUGCUGCUGAGCGUUCUGGUCGGGUAUGGCCUGAUGUCUUAUGUACAGCAGGAAGGAUUCUGGUUGAAGCCCAUUUGUGUUUGGGAGUUUCCAGUAAUCCAGAAAUAAUUAGGUUUAAAGCAGUAGGUGAGUCUCAGAGCGGUUCCUGAUCCAGUUCAAGGGAAAACCUGUCUUUCAAACUGACAGAAUUUUCAACAAACCAAUCCUCGGUCCAAAUGUAGAAACAUGACAACAAAGUGUUCAGUUCAGAGUAUGUUACUCAGGAUAAUACUGGGUCAGAACCCUCCAACCAGUUUUGUUUGCACUCAUUACCUUAAAGUGCCUGUGACCUCGAUUUUUUAGGAUAAGUCCAAUUACAUUUAUGGAAAAGAAGCAUUCAUAAAAUAUUUAAAAAAGUAUAUUCAUGCCGCUGAAAUGAACAGUUGUUGAGAUAUAUGGACAUAAAUUUCACUAAAAAGGCAUUUCCAGACGACUCCUUUGAGAUUUUGUUGCGCUCUUUUAUGACAUCAGAGGGGAACCUCCUCAAUAAACUGACUGCUGCUACAAUGGCAGCAACACAGACAGCAGCAAAGAAUCUGAUGCUUCUUUAGAUAUAUUUCAGUCAGUAGAAGAA